AGGGAUGCUCUCUUAUUAGCACAAUCUAGGGAGCAACCACGUUCAUUCUCGGAAGGGGGGUUCGAGAGAUCAAUGAUCUCAGGUCUGGUUUCAGAGUUCCGUUUCUGCGUGCCUCAGUUUACCCUCUGCCCAAGGGGACGAGGUAGGGAGAUGUCAGGGAUUGGGUUACAUAAUCCCUUUCCACUUGACCUCCCUCCUCUACUAAUCCUCCUCAGGAACUAAAGUUCUCGGUUUCCCUAGACGUACUCAGAACCAACUCUGUGCCAUCUAGCCCUGCAACAGCCAGCCCGCUCAUUUCACAUUGCCUAAGCGGCCACAGAAGCAGAAAACCAAGCCGCCUUGCUCUCCCUCCGUGUUUUCUUCCUGCCCGCGCGCCUCCUUUCUCGGUCCCACUCAGACUGGGAAACAGAAGAUCAACGCGUGGCGCGGCUGCAAAGUCGGUUUCCUAUUGGCCAGAGCCUCAGGAGCUGUGCCCUGCGGUCCCGCCUUGCUCACCCAUCUAGGCGGGGCCUUCCCAAUGACCCCACACUGCCUUGGGCCCCGCGGCCCCCGGCUCGCCUAGCAGUCUUAAAGGGGCCUCUGCCGGAUCCAGACGCCGAGCAGACUGCUUUCUCCGGACCGGCUUAGGGGGGGAAUCUCAGAGUCCCAGGAGCGGCUGGGGAUAAGGACAGCGUUGCUGGAAGUGGGGCCCCAGCCUGUCGCGCUCGCUGCACCUGCCAAAUGUCCCUCCCACUAGUUUAGGGCGCAGUUUCUCGAUUCGCCAUUAGGGGGAGGGGCGCCCAGAUCUUUUGACAGCGAAUAAUAAUAAUAGCUAACGUUGAUUCAUUGCUUUGCACAAGCCUUGGCCUUUUACUCACCCCUCGCGUCGUCCUCGCUAAAACCCUAUAAGGUAAGUGGGACUGGCUUUCCCACUUCACAGGUGACGAAACAGGAGGUUAAGCCGCUCACCGCAGUCCACAUGCCCAGGAAGGGGCAAAGCAGACAUUUAACUAGACCUGGGAUUCUUACCCAACAUCGCUCUAUGCCCUAGAAGGGAUUAAUUUUCCCUUAACCAUCACUCUUCUCUCUAGAGUCCCCAGGAGGGGGUCGUCUUAUUAUCUUCGUCCUUUAUCCAAAGGACGAUCGUGAAGGCACACAUGGUUCCCACUCAGCUUCUGCCCAGACAGGUGUGCUCAAACGAGCCUCUUGUAGAGGGUCCCCUCACAGAUGUUUUCAUUCACAGGUCGCCCUUGCAGGUGCCGUACAGAUAUUUUCCCACGGAGAUGCCCCAAACAAAUGUUUUCUCACAGAUGCAUCCUUGACAGGUGGACCUCAAAACACAUGAGCCCCCCCACCAAAGAUGUGCUUCAAUGUGAGUGUGCCCCAUGCAGGCGUGCUCAGGUCUUCCUCUCGUGUGAACUCAAUUCAAUGCAGCUGUUUCCUUCACCUCACAGGUAUGUUUCUCAACAGGUGUUCCUCCACCCAGGAAUGCGUCAUAGAGCCUCCCCCGCCAUACGUGUGUUCCAUUUAAUCAUUCACCCGUACGGGGCUCUUUCCAUAUAACUGGGUCCCCUACAAGUGUACUUAAAUGCAGGUGAGCCAUGCAGAUGCAUUCCCCAAACAGAUGUACCCCGCGCCAAAGUGCCUCAGCCAGGUGUUUGUAACCAUGCAGGUGUGUUCUAUAUACAGCUGUUUUCCACACAGGUGUGUCCCACACCAGUGUUUUUUCAUUAGAGGCUCCCCAUCCCGGUCUGCCCCAGACAGGAGUGCCUCACACAUCGGUGACUCCAUGCCCCGUGUGUCUCCACACCUGGACGAUUCUACAGAUGUACCUGCAGUGCAGGUGCGUCCACGGCGCGGACCCGCCCCCGCUUGGCCCCGCCCUUUCAUCUAGGCUCAGGUGCACAAGCCGGAAGUGCGCUCACCUCCGAGGUGAGUGACUAAACUUUCCGGGUCACGUGAGCCGGCGGAGCUGGAAGAGUCCGACCGAGCCACUGACCGACGGAUCGAGGGUUCGAGCGAGGGACCGGGAUCGGGACCCUGAGCGGGGUCGAAGACGCCCGGGCCAGCCCCCAGGUGCGGGGUCGAAGGUACCCCCCCCCCACCGCCCGAGAUGCGGUAGGAGCGGCGCGCGCGACAAGCCCUGUCCCCUGUGCCACCAGCCCGUCACCCGGCCCAUGGCGAGCCCCGGCCUGGGGCUGCUCUUGGCACUCGGCCUGCCGCUGCUGCUGACCCGCUGGGGCCGGGUCUGGGGGCAAACACUGGAGCCCACUGUAAGUGAGAACAGCACAAUUACACCCUCUGGCCCCAGCCCUGGCUCCAGUGGGGCCCUGUCGCAGGAGGCCACCAUUGCUAUCAUCGUGGUCUUCUCCCUCCUGGCCGCCCUGCUCCUGGCCGUGGGCCUGGUACUUCUGGUGCGGAAGCUUCGGGAGAAGCGGCAGACGGAGGGCACCUACCGGCCCAGCAGCGAGGAGCAGUUCUCCCAUGCAGCCGAGGCCCAGGCUCCCCAGGACUCCAAGGAGACGGUGCGGGGCUGCCUGCCCAUCUGGGUGCCCAUCUGGGUCCCCAUCUGGUGAAGGGUGAAGGACCCAUCACCCUUCCUGGCUGUGUGACCUUGGGGGAAGGCAGAGACCUCUCUGGGCAGUCAGACACACCCAGCGCUUAAGAAUAGAAGGGAAGAAGGUGCUUCAAAGACUCUGCCUUUGAAGAAAAGGGAGACUGAGGCUGCUUACUUUAUAUAUAUCUAUACAAUGGGUAGAGCGGUGUAAUAAAACCUUUUUGUGAGCUGGUGGGGGCAGGAGUUAGCCUAGAUGGAGGAGACACAUAGGCUGUUGAGAGAUGAAUUGUAAGGUCUCUAGGGUCCUAGGGGCUGGGAGGGCUUCCUGGAAGGGAAAGGCUUUUAGCUGCACCUAAGAGCCAGCCGGAGGCUGCUUUGGGAGGGAAGGUGGGGAGCGGGGUGGGUGUCUGAGCAGAAACAG
Aethalodelphis obliquidens (Pacific white-sided dolphin) is the source of this 2957-nucleotide messenger RNA. It is a transcript of the gene CRB3, whose product is annotated as crumbs cell polarity complex component 3. NCBI's taxonomy places the organism in Eukaryota, Metazoa, Chordata, Mammalia, Artiodactyla, Delphinidae. The coding region runs from base 2157 to 2555 and encodes 132 amino acids. The record is from RefSeq and is a predicted model, not a curated record. The transcript has 8 exons.